Cooperia oncophora is the source of this 576-nucleotide messenger RNA. Lineage: Eukaryota; Metazoa; Nematoda; Chromadorea; Rhabditida; Trichostrongylidae. The record is from the annotation of a GenBank genome assembly.
UUGCAGGCACUUCCGCAGGCCUUCAACUAUGGCCUUUUCCUGCCACCGUGCGAUGGUCGAGCCGGCAAAUUCUUGCUGGAGGAUCGCGUCGUACGCGACUAUCCAUUCCAUGAUUGCGUUCCUUACUUAGAGCUCAAAUACAAAAAACGGGUCUACAAGAUGCUGAAUCUUGACGAAAAGCAUUUGAAGAGCAUACAUAGUAAGGCAACGCUGAAGAAGUUCAUGGAUUAUGUGCAGACAAAAAACGCGGAAAAGGUCGAGAAACUCUGCUCUCAGGGAUUGGACGCGAAUUUCCACGAUGCGCAGGGUGAGACUCCAUUAACGUUGGCGGCCGGAGUACCAUCAAAUCGAGCAGUGCUCGUCGCACUUGUCGGAGGCGGUGCACACAUCGAUUUUCGGAAUUCCGAGGGUCAAACUAGGAAAGAGCCUCCUGGAGCUCCUGCCGUGGUUUCACACGCUUUGGAUGCCUUGCACCAAAAUGCUCCACCUUACUGGAACUUCGCUCCGGAUCACCUCCUAAAUCUUUGGGAUCCAUUUCGACGUCCACCCACACUCGAACAUUUUGCCCUGGACUAG